AAGUUGUCUUCAACAAGUAGAGACAAAAAAUUGGUUCAGUUGAGCCCCUUAUAAAAGCCUCUUCUUACAUGUACCAUUUGCCCACUGAAAUUUCGUCAACUCUUACCUAGCCUCUUUUCAAGCUUUUUUUUUUUUUAUAGUUAAUUAAUUUCUCCAAACCCAUUAUUUUGGAUUUUGAAUUGUUCCCUCCGGCUACCACACGCUAUUCGUUGCCUCAGUCUUUGUUAAAACACAGAUAAAGGCAACUGCACAUAUGAAUAUUAGAGCAAUGGUGCAACGGACCCAGGAGGUGUUUAUACUUGUGUAUCUGACCUUAUUCUCCAAGGCAACUGGUUUGAAGCCUUACCCUAAGCCAAGCCUGCCACAAGUUGAGGGUGCUGCGUUUUGUUUGAGUUGGAGACUGGCUGUGGAGACCGACAAUGUGCGUGCAUGGCGCACAGUGCCAACUCAGUGCCUGCGCUACAUUGAAACCUACAUGAUCGGAGGGCAGUACGACCGGGACGUCGAUUUCCUCAUUGGCCAGAUUCUGAGUUAUGUAAAUGGCAUAGCUCUUUCCGGUGAUGGCAUGGACGCUUGGAUUUUGGACGUGGAUGACACUUGCAUCUCCAAUGUCUUCUACUACAAGAGCAAGAGAUACGGGUGUGAUCCCUAUGACCCAUCUGGGUUCAAGGCAUGGGCAAUGACUGGAGGGUGUCCGGCAAUUCCUGGUAUGCUAGGACUGUUUAGCAAGCUGGUGAGUAGUGGUUUUAAGGUGUUCAUGGUCACAGGAAGAGAUGAAGAAACCCUUGGACAAGUCACUACUGAAAACCUGCAUAAUCAGGGAUUUGUGGGUUAUGAACGGCUGAUUUUGAGGACUGCAGCUUACAAAGGGCAAGGUGCAGUUGCGUACAAAUCAAACAUUCGGAAGCAAUUGGCAGAAGAAGGUUACAAGAUUUGGGGAAAUGUAGGAGACCAGUGGAGUGAUCUACAGGGAGAUUUUGUGGGGAACCGCACCUUUAAGCUUCCAAACCCCAUGUAUUUUGUUCCUUGAUUUACAAAACAUCCAAAUUAUCAGAACUGUAUCAUAAAUAUUUGCAUGCCUUAUUUGGAGUUAAUCGGUGGAGGCCUUGUUACUUUUA
Prunus avium (sweet cherry) is the source of this 1118-nucleotide messenger RNA. RefSeq names its product HAD superfamily, subfamily IIIB acid phosphatase. The record is from RefSeq and is a predicted model, not a curated record. Gene Ontology annotation, molecular function: acid phosphatase activity. NCBI's taxonomy places the organism in Eukaryota, Viridiplantae, Streptophyta, Magnoliopsida, Rosales, Rosaceae.